Molecule: messenger RNA, 3540 nt
Organism: Xiphophorus maculatus (southern platyfish)
Lineage: Eukaryota; Metazoa; Chordata; Actinopteri; Cyprinodontiformes; Poeciliidae
Gene: angel2
Product: protein angel homolog 2
Exons: 9
Coding region: 498-2564 (688 amino acids)
Biological process (GO): 3'-UTR-mediated mRNA stabilization
Molecular function (GO): mRNA 3'-UTR binding; 3'-5'-RNA exonuclease activity
Source: RefSeq, a predicted model, not a curated record
GUUUUUCUACCUUCUUUCUUUGAGCAGCUGUGUUGAAAUAACCUUAAUGAUAUUAUUUUGUGUUUCUUUACAAAAACCGCAAUAAUACUGAAUUUAUCAACGCGUUUUGCGAUUUAUAGAGUCUUGACAUUUCAAGCCGGUUAAAUGGACUGUAAUUAACUUGAUUGUUUCCAGUCGGUACUGUUUUUCUCGCCGUACCGCCGGGGUUUGUAGUUCGCUACAAACCCUGGCGGGGUUCGAACCUUCAAGAAUUAAGAGUUGCAGACGGCAGAAAAGGACUACAACUCCCAGCGUUCAGAGGAUGAAUAUGACGUAAGAGCUGAAGAUACGUUCGCGUAAUUUUAAAAAUGAUAUUUUUCGCUGUAGCGCAGUCAAAGGUGUAACCUACAAGAGAUUUGAAGUAUAAGAAGCAUAUUUUUCAUUUUGGUUACAUCUCUGGUUGAUACGUUUUACCGUUUCUUUUCACUUGUAAGGGUUUUUGUUAAGUUUUUGACACUAUGUAUACUCAACAAGAACACGGAGAAUUCAGACCUCCCAUGUUUCUUCACCGAGUGACCUCCUUCACUUCCUGCAUUCGUCCCAGAGGGCAUCCUGCUCUCCCCUGGGCCUCCUCCCACUACCAACCAUUCGCCCCUCACCCUCCUCCAUGGUGGUCAGCCCCCAGAUUCCCACCCUGGCCUCCUCAUUUUCCCCCACCAUACCCACCUCCUUGUCCACUGUUCAGUGGUAACAGAUUCCACUUUGCCAACACUGGUGGUCUACAGUCAUUCCACACCUCUGUGGAUGUCAUGAUGGAGCGUUCCAGCAGAGGACCUCCAACCAAACGAUUGAAAAGUGGAGAGGACAGGAAGAGUGUUUGGGAAAAUGUAUCAUCCAGGGAUGGAGGAACGAGGGAAACGAGGGCCAAAGCCAGGGAGAGGGAGUCAAAGCAGGAGCAUCAUCACUGGGAUUUCAGAAGAGACGGCGAACUUCCAGCGAACCACCAGUCCAGAAUUGGAGAGAAACCAAAAACCGGAGCCGAGAGAGUUUGCAGCAGUGAAAGGACUAAAUGUGAGAGAAAAAGCAGCAGUGACAGAACUAAAAACCAGCAUUCACAAGCUGCAGGAUCCAGGACUGAGCAGGAGAAACCCAACGUCUGGUACCGAGGCAGGCCUGCUGAGGAGCAGUGGAGCCUUCAGCAGAACCAAACCUGGUCGGCAGAACCUGACGAGGUUGGCGGUGUCGAUGCAGGGAGAUGGGCGGGGCUUCAGUACCAGCCCUCCAGUUCUAUUCAAGCAGACGGACGAUUUCCACAACAACCUCCACACCCAGUUAAAAGUCUUCAGAGGUACUGGGAGACCUGCAGUACUGAAACCCAGCCACCAGAGGACAGCAGAGUCUUUGACUUCUCUGUGAUGUCCUACAACAUCUUAUCCCAGGAUCUGCUGCAGGAUAACGCCUACCUGUACCGACACUGUGACCCUGCUGUUCUGCCCUGGCCGUACCGGCUGCCCAACCUGCUGGCAGAGAUCCAGCAGCACAACGCCGACAUUCUGUGUCUUCAGGAGGUCCAGGAGGAUCAUUAUGAGAACCAGAUCAAACCGGCUCUACAGGCGUUAGGGUACCAGUGUGAAUAUAAGAAGCGGACAGGGAAGAAACCAGACGGUUGCGCCAUCACCUUUAAAUCCUCCCGCUUCUCGCUCGUCUCCUCAACGCCGGUGGAGUUCUAUCGCCAUGGCGACGCCCUCCUGAAUCGGGACAACGUGGGCAUGGUGGUCGUGCUGCAGCCAAACGCCGGCGCCGCCCGGUCCGACGCGUCCUGCUCCAUCUGUGUGGCCAACACUCACCUGCUCUACAACCCUCGCCGUGGCGACAUCAAGCUGGCUCAGCUGGCCAUCCUAUUGGCCGAGAUCGGCCGGCUGUCCCGCCUCCCUGACGGCUCCACCAACCCAGUGAUCCUCUGUGGGGACUUUAACUCGGCGCCGUGGAGCCCACUGUACCACUUCCUGAUCACAGGCUCUCUGAAGUACAAAGGGAUGCAGAUUAACAUGGUGUCGGGUCAGGAAAUGAGUCCCAGAGGUCACCGUUUCCUCACCCCUCCCAUCUGGUCCCCCGGACUGGGAAUCAACCAGUGCUGCCAGUAUGAGAGCAAACCAACAGAGGAGCCGCGUCCCAGCAGCCCUGCAGCUGUGGAAGGAGGAAUCUCUAACCUGACGGUUGAAGAUCCGGCCCCUGGAGUCUCAGCUGAUGUUACCAGGUCAGAGCCGAACUGCUCCAGAUACAGGAUCAAACAUGACCUGAAGCUGCAGUCGUCUUACGGGCACCGCCUGCUGCCGGACGGCCGCCCUGAGGUCACCACCAGCCAUUCACGCACAUCCCUGACCGUGGACUACAUCCUGUACAGCUCAGAUAUAAAUGCAACGCCUUUACUUCCUGGUGGGCGGGGCCUCCAGCUGCUGAGCAGGCUGUCAUUGGUUGGCCAAUCAGAGCUGGAGGAAAUCCACAGACUUCCCAACUGGCACCACUCAUCGGACCAUCUUCCUCUCCUGGCCAGCUUCCGCCUUGGUCCAGACAGUUUCACAUGAAGGAAAAACUGGAUUCAAUCCAACCUUUAGAAAAAAAAUCUGUUUAAUUUGUUUCAGAAAACUGAAACAAAUAACAUCUUGUAUGGUUUUAAAUAGAGAAGAAUUUUUAUUGCUGCCGCUCGUACGUUUCCAUACGGAGUUCAGAAUUUGCACAAAGACUUUAUAAUUUCAUGUCUCCAUGGUGAUGCAUUUACAAAAUAAGUUUAGAAAAUAUAUUUGCAGACAUGCUGACCCCGAACAUUUAAAAAAAAAAACCCAAGAUGCUAAGUUCAAUAUGCAGAAAUGAACCAACAUGUUUGACUUAGACAACAAAUUUCAUCAUAAAUAUGAUGAAAUUUGUUUGUUUAUUAUCUAGUUGGAUUUUUGUUUAUUAUAGAUUGAUGGCAGCUGAUGAAAAUUCAGAUUCAUCAUCUUCUUUGCUCCACUGAUAACAUUUAAUACUCACAUCAGUCAGAAUAUUUUUCAUUUCCCUUUGGGAUCAAUAAUGCAUUUUUGAAUUGAAUUUGACUGAAUGGAGAUGGUUUGUUUUUUUGUUUGUUUGUUUUUUUUUCUAACUUUAAAAAUUUGAGGUUAAAUGUAUUUGUAAAAUGAUACGUUUAACACAUUAGCUGCUGGUCUAACACCAGGAAUUAUGCAGUUAAGUGUGUUUUAUUUUAUUUUACUGUCAUGUUUUAUAAGUUAAUGUGCCAAAACUAAGAACAUUGCUAUAAGAUCAUCUGUUUAUUAUUUUAUGAGUUUUAAUUCUUUUUAUUACCAGUAAGAGAAUGAUCCAUGCAUCUCAUCAUCGUAUUUGGAAAACGUUCUGUUAGCUGAAUGAGUUCCAGUUCAUCUGAAGCUGUUAUCAUUUUUAAUGCAUCACUUUAUCCUGGUUUGCAACGAGACGAUGGUUUGGACUCUGUGUAUUUUUCUACUGUUUUGUUUGCCAGUUUGGGGAAGUUUACAGUUUGUAAAUAAUAAAUUAGUAUUUUUACACCCA